AUGUCUCUGACGGCCACCGCCGUGGUUACACUCGUUAAUCACACAACACGGAGCUCGGAGAAACCCAGGUUUCCAUCUUUCGCCUCCCAUCUAUUAACUACCAACAGGGCCUCGCGCUUCAGCCGGUAUAAAGCGCCCCUAAAGAAAAUCUCUCAUUACCAUUACCUCUCCGGCCUCAAAUUUCGGCUACCCAUUUCGCCUGUCAUGGAAUGGCAAGAUUGCACGGUGAGAAAGGAGGUGGAUGUGCCAGUUUCAGUUGCUUAUGAUUGUUACUCUGAUCGUGAGGCUAUUCCUCAGUGGAUGCCGUUCAUUUCAUCUGUUAAGAUUCUGGAAGAUAAGCCUGAUCUAUCACGUUGGUCACUGAAGUAUGAAGCAUUCGGCCGCGAUAUUGAAUUCUCGUGGCUUGCUCGUAAUAUGCAGCCUAUAAAGAACCAGAAAAUCCACUGGAGAUCUAUGGAGGGUCUUCCUAAUAGGGGAGCUGUAAGGUUUUUCCCAAAAGGUGCUUCUGCUUGUACAGUAGAACUCACUGUUUCAUAUGAAGUUCCUCAGCUGCUGGCUCCGGUGGCAUCUGCUUUGCAGCCUUUUCUUGAAAGCUUGCUCGCUCGUGGAUUGGAACGGUUUGCAACAUUUGCUAAAACCUACUCGGCUAAAUCGACCACGUAA
Messenger RNA from Striga hermonthica, 663 nucleotides. The record is from the annotation of a GenBank genome assembly. Lineage: Eukaryota; Viridiplantae; Streptophyta; Magnoliopsida; Lamiales; Orobanchaceae.